Messenger RNA from Andrographis paniculata, 1850 nucleotides. Its product is annotated as cytochrome P450 CYP82D47-like. The record is from RefSeq and is a predicted model, not a curated record. NCBI's taxonomy places the organism in Eukaryota, Viridiplantae, Streptophyta, Magnoliopsida, Lamiales, Acanthaceae. The transcript has 2 exons. Gene Ontology annotation, biological process: defense response to other organism. The coding region runs from base 117 to 1670 and encodes 517 amino acids. Gene Ontology annotation, molecular function: oxidoreductase activity, acting on paired donors, with incorporation or reduction of molecular oxygen; monooxygenase activity; iron ion binding.
GAUCCGAUCACAUCAUCACACCUAGAGAUCCGUUCCUAUCUUUUCAGCUAUUAGUAGUAUUACUCCUCUCUUUUUACCUUGUUCUACCGUCUUCAUUCUCCUCCGCUGAAGAAACCAUGGACUUGUUCUUCAUUACCACAAUUUUCCUUAUGCUCCUUUCCUAUUUUGCAUUCUCUUCUUCAAUCUUCCGCCGUUCCAAAUCCCGUUCAAGAAACCGGAAGCCGCCGGCAGCCGGCGGCGCGUGGCCGAUCACGGGCCAUCUCCACAUCAUGACGAGAGGCAAAUCCGACGACAAGCUGGCGCACAUCACCUUAACCGCCAUGGCCGAAACUUACGGCCCGAUCUACAGCAUCCGGCUCGGGACCCGGCCCGCGCUCAUCGUGAGCAGCUGGGAAUUGGCCAAGGAAAUAUACACCACGUGCGACAUGGCGGCGUCGUCCAGACCAUUUUUAAAGUCGGCGGAACUCAUCAGCUACGACUCGGCUAUGUUCGGCUUCAGCAAAUACGGCACGUAUUGGCGCGAGCUGCGGAAGCUGAUCUCAGUCGAGCUCCUCUCGAGCCGCCGGCUCCACAUACAGCGGCACGUGCUCUUGUCCGAGACUGCGCAGUCUGUCCGAGAACUGUACGGUCUCUGGAACCAGACAAAGAACCCGUCGGGAAGUGCUCCGGUGGAGAUGAUCGAGUGGUUUGGGAAUCUGAAUCUGAACGCAGUUUUAAGGUUGGUUGUCGGGAAGAGAUAUGCCGUCUCCGAUGCUGACGUGGCCGAGGCGAAGCAUUGCCGGAAGGUCAUGAAGGCGUUCUUUGAACUCAUCGGAGUUCCCACGAUCGGCGACGUCGUGCCGUUUCUCCGGUGGCUCGACAUCGGCGGAUUCGAGAAGAAGAUGAAGCAAACGUUCCGCGAAAUGGAUGCUAUCCUCUCUAAAUGGUUGUCGGAACAUCGCGCCGCCGCCGCCGCCGCCGGCGGCAAGCAAGAUGACUUCAUGGAUAUAAUGAUUGGAGCCGUCAAAAGUGCAAAGCUUGAAAACGAAUACGAUGAAGACACCAUAAUCAAAGCCACUUGUUCGAAUUUGAUUUCGGGGAGUGAUACGAACACAGUGAUGUUAGUAUGGCUGCUGACUCAUUUACUCAACAACCCUAAAGUGCUAAACAAAGUCCAGCAAGAGCUCGACGAGAAAGUCGGGAGAGAGCGGCGCGUGGAGCCGUCGGACAUAGACAACCUCAUAUACCUCGAAGCCGUCGUGAAAGAGUGUCUCCGUCUGUACCCGGCGGGGCCGUUGAGUGGGAUAAGGGAAUUCAACGAGGACUGCAACGUGGGAGGCUACGAAAUAGAGAAAGGAACGAUAUUCUUCGUCAACAUAUGGAAGUUGCAGAGGGAUCCCCAGAUUUGGGAGGAUCCCGACAAGUUCUUGCCGGAGAGGUUUCUUGGCACCGCCGGCGGCCAUAAAGAUUUCCAGUGGGUGCCGUUCGGCGGCGGCCGGAGAAUCUGCCCCGGAGCGAAUUUGGCGAUGGAGAUGAUGAAGCUGGUGAUCGCCAGCUUGGUGCAAUCAUUUGACGUGUCGACGCCGGACGGUGAAGCCGUAGACAUGUCUGCAUCUCUCGGUGUGACCUUGUCCAAAGCCACCCCGUUAAAUGUCCUUCUUGCCCCUAGGCUAGCUGCUUCUCUCUAUUAGGUACCUCACUCCCUGCCCCCACUCUCAGGAUCCCCUUCCGUUAUUUAUAUAUAUAUAUAUGGUGAUGCUUGUAAUUCUGAAGAUGUUUUUAAUAACUUAUUUUGGAUUUCCGAGAUGUUCGACGUGGAUCUUGUAAUUUUAAAAAUGUUUUAACGAUAAAUAUGUAAUAGUAUUUUUGGA